Molecule: messenger RNA, 1056 nt
Organism: Entamoeba dispar SAW760
Lineage: Eukaryota; Evosea; Mastigamoebida; Endamoebidae
Exons: 1
Coding region: 1-1056 (351 amino acids)
Source: RefSeq, a predicted model, not a curated record
AUGUUGUCUUUUUUUAUUUGUCUUUCGUUAGUAUUUGCAGAAGAAAGUUAUAAGUAUUAUGUUCAUCAAGUAGAACAGGGGUAUCAAGUCAUUUAUAAACUUAAUAGUUGUUUAUUUGAAGCUAAAGGAAGGUAUAUCCAAUUUAGUUUAGAUAGUAACUCUGAUCAAUCAAACCGAGUUGUUCUUAAAAAAAUAUAUAGUGACAAUGGAUGCACGAACAAAGAUGGGAAAGAGGAGGAAGGUACUAAAAUUUUUAUUGAUGAUUUUAACACAUUAAAGGAUACUAUCGACUUCUCUCCAAUUAACAGCAAAAUUCUUUCUUCAUGCAAGGAUAGUGGAGAAGAUACAAUUAUUUAUAACUAUCCUAUUGAAUGUACUCAAGACUUAAACAGUUAUUACAAAUAUAGUCAAGACGAUACUAAUACCAUUUAUAGACAAACUUAUUUUGAUGAUAAAUGUGAAUCCCUCUUUUAUAAUGUCCCUACAAUAAAAAGUUGUAAAUGUAUUUCUUUUGAUAAGAAUACUUUUGUUGAAUUAGUUACAUGUCCAUCUGAACUAACUUGUAAGGAAUUUCAAAUAAAGAAAGAUGGAGAAUGUCAUUGUAUUGAAAAUUAUAGAAAAUUAGAAGAUGGUUCAUGUGAAUAUCAAUGUUUUGGUAAAGGCAUUAAAGUGAAUGAACAAAAUAAUGGAUGUGAUUGUACUGAUGGAUAUACUGCAAAUGGUCCUCAACGAUGUACUUUGGUUUGUAAUAACAAUUUUGUUCCCAAUGAAGAAAAUGACCAAUGCAUAUGUGAUUUAACAAAAGGAUAUACUUUGGUAGAUGGAAAAUGUAUUAAAAAUGAAGAGAAAGAAACUACUAACACAACAACAAUAUAUAUUGUAGCAAUCAUUAUUUUAUUGUUAAUCGUUACAAUUGGUAUUGUUGCUUUCUUCUGGUACACUCGAAAACCACGUUCAGUCCAUUCACAAAAUAGAGGUGAUAAUAAUGAUGCUUUCUCAGUUGCCUUGACAGAUGAAUUAGAUUUAACACAACAAUCACAAUCACGAAAUGCUUAA